GGCCCAGCUCUGAGAGAAGCGGGCCCCUUUGGCCCGCGCCCUCCCGCAAGAGGGGCUUCGGCUUUGGGACGGGAGGGCAGGGCCACGUGGGGAGAGCGAAGGAGCCACCCUCCGGGAGCCCGUCCCCUGCCCACUCCGCCGCCGCCCCCAGCCUCCGCCCUCGGGAAGCCCGAGUCCGCGGCGCGGGGAGGCCGGCCGCAACUUCCCCGGUCCACCUUAAGAGGACGAUGUAGCCCGCUCGCCGCGCAGACCUUAGAAAAACAAGUUUGCGCAAAGUGGCGCGGGGGCCCGGUCAGCGGGCAGCUCCGGCCGCGCUCCCACAGCCUAUCAGCCCUCGCCGGCAGCGCAGCCGCGGCCCAUGGAGCCCGCCCGCCCGGCCCCCGGCCGCCUCGGGCCGCUGGUCUGCCUGCUGCUCGCCGCGUCCUGCUCCUGGACGGGAGCGGCAGGUGAGGAGGAGCUGCAGGUGAUUCAGCCUGACAGGUCAGUGUCGGUUGCAGCUGGACAGACGGCCACUUUGAACUGCACCCUGACCUCUGUGCUCCCAGUGGGGCCCAUCAAGUGGUUCAGGGGGGCUGGACCAGGCCGCCAGUUAAUCUACAGUUUCAAGGGCGGAGAAGGCCCCUUCCCCCGAGUAACAAAAGCUUCAGAUGCUACAAAGAGAAACAACACGGACUUCUCCAUCCGCAUCAGUAACAUCACCCCUGAGGACACUGGCGUCUACUACUGUGUGAAGUUCCAGAAAGGGACCCCUGAUGUGGAGAUUAAGUCAGGCCCAGGCACUCGGGUCACCGUGAGCGCCAAACCCUCUCCCCCCGUGGUCUCGGGCCCCACGGAGAGGGCCACGCCUGAGCAGACAGUGAGCUUCACCUGCCAGUCCCACGGCUUCUCCCCCAGAAACAUCACCCUGAAAUGGUUCAAAAAUGGGAACGAGCUGUCGGCCUCCCAGACCAACGUGGACCCCGAGGGAGACAGCGCCUCCUACCGCAUCUCCAGCACAGCCGAGGUGGUGCUGGCCCCGGGGGAUGUUCGCUCCCAGGUCAUCUGUGAGGUGGCCCACGUCACCCUGCAGGGGGGCCCCCCUCUUCGUGGGACCGCCAACUUGUCAGAGACCCUCCGAGUUCCGCCCCGUUUGGAGGUUUCCCAAAGCCCCGUGGCAGGGAACCAGGUGAACGUCACCUGCCAAGUGAAGAACUUCUACCCCCGGCGCCUGCAGCUGAGCUGGUUGGAGAACGGAAACGUGUCCCGAACAGAAACGGCCUCGAACCCCACAGAGAACAAGGAUGGGACCUUCAACUGGACAAGCUGGCUGCUGGUGAACGUCACUGCCCACAGGGAGGACGUGGUGCUCACCUGCCAGGUGGAGCAUGACGGGCAGCCGGCGGUCCCCAGAACCCACACCGUGCACGUCUCUGCCCACAAGCAGGACAAGGAUACAGGCCAGAUCCCUGAAAAGUCUAACGGCUGGAAUAUCUUUAUUGUGGUGGGCGUGGUUUGUGCCUUGCUGGUGGCCCUGCUGAUCGCAGCCCUCUACCUCCUCCGAAUCCGACAGAAGAAAGCCAAGGGCUCCACUUCUUCUACAAGGUUGCAUGAGCCCGAGAAGAAUGCCAGAGAAAUAACCCAGAUCCAGGACAACAACGACAUCACAUAUGCAGACCUGAACCUGCCGAAGGGAAAGAAAUCCACCCCGCAGGCGGCCGAGCCCAACAACCACACAGAGUACGCCAGCAUUCAGGCCGGCCCGCCGCCCGUGUCUGAGGACACCCUCACCUAUGCCGACCUGGACAUGGUCCACCUCAACCAGGCCCCCAAGCAGUCAGCCCCUAAGCCUGAGCCAUCCUACUCAGAGUAUGCCAGUGUCCAGGUCCAGAGGAAGUGAAUGGGACUGUGGUCAUUUCUAGGGUCUGUCCCCAUGAGCCUUACUGUCCCAGCUGUGGGCAGGGGGCAGCUGUGAUGAGGACAGCCAGCCCAGUUCCCAGAAGGCCAGGGCGGUGCAGGCCUGGAACCCAAGGAUGAGCUGGCUCUUGUCUCCCUUACCCACUUGGCUCUCGAGCAUUUCCAGGGCAGCCACAGCACCUCCGCGUUGCCAUACAUGGAGGCUGAUGUUGCCAGAGCAGCCAGAGAACCAAGCUGGGAACUGCCUGGAGUCCCCAGGACCGCAGGAACCCUCAUGCCUCCAUCAGCCAUGGGCCUUGGUCAUGCUCCUGGAGACCCUGACUGCCUCCCUGAUGCUCUGCAGCCUGAUCUUCCAGGGUGAGGAGGGAGAAAACCCCACCUCCUCCCACCACCACCACCACCAUUACCACUACCACCACCAAGCUGGGGCUUUGGGAAAAGUUUACCCAUUGAAUCGAACUGCUCCGUCCAUGGAGAAGCUGGAAGAAAACCUCUGGGACCCAAAUCCCAAGACUCGUUGAGAUUGCUGCUGACAGUCCUGGCCUCCCCAUCUCUGGACUGAUGAGCAGCAAGCCCUAGGAGAGGAGAGGACCCUCCAAGGAAUCCCACCACCACCACUACCAAGAACCAAGUAACAAAACUCUCCUCUUCCUGGUGGCCCUCUGGGACCCCUUGAGGGCCCGUCAUCCCGACCGUGACACUCCACAUGGCCCCACGUCUCUGUUCCAGACCUGAGCUUGCUUCCUCCAGCUAGCACUAACUCAGCAACAUCUCGCUGUGGACGCCUGUAAAUUAUUGAGAAAUGUGAAACGUGCAAUCUUGAAACUGAGGUGUUAGAAAAUUUGAUCUGUGGUGUUUUGUUUUAUUUUUUUCUUAAAACAGCAACGUUAUCUUGGCUCUCUGUCAUGUGUUGAAAUACAUGGUUGGGUCUUGUGCAGUCUGAGGUUUGAUGGUGGGUUGUCCUGGAGGUGUUUUCUUAUAGCAGAAACUGAGUUCCUCCAUGUCCCAGAGCCCUGAGGAUGGGGAAGAAGGUUCCAGCUGGGCUCCUCCAUGGAUGCUCAGCCUUCUUUCCAGGACUAAAUUGGUCACGUUCUCAGCUGAGCCACACGGCUGGUACUACUGCCUUCCAUGCCCGCAAUGUGGUAAGUCGAGCCUGCCCAGGGCUGUUCUGGGCUGCCUCCUUCACCGUGCAGGCUUGCUGAGACCUAAGCCUCACUCUUCUUAUCCAGAAAGAGGGCAGAGGAAAGAUGCUAUCGCUCCCCACCACCUGCACUAGUGUGGACCGGACAGCCUUGCAGGGUAGGAAAGCUGUGCCUGAGUGUUGCCCCCACCACGUUAGCAGCCUUCUCCCAUUCCAGCUCUCCGAGCCAGUCCCUGAAGGAGAAAUCUUCCAUCUCUGCUCUCAAAUCCCAUUGGGAUCAAACUGGAAUAAACCCAAGACAGCCAAGAGGACAGGGCACCUGUGAAGCCAGGACUGACCCACCUUCUGUCCCUCUGUCUCAGGAGGUUGGGUAGAGGCUGUGACCCAUGACCCUCUGAACCCCCAUCCUUCCAAUUCAGGGUGGAGGCCUGUCCAGGCCCAGACAAGCAAAUACUGCAAGCCCUGUUUAUUCAGUCUUCACGUAUAACUGAGCAACUUUUGUGGCUGAGACACCAAUCCUCAUGGCCCCCUGGGUCCAGCCAUUCGAUGCCCAAGGGAUUCCUGGCUCAGGCCAGCAGAGCGAGAAGCAGAGCCAUCCUGCCAUGAGCAGGUGCUAUGGGUGUAAUUCCAGAAGCUCAGCACAGACCCAGCUCCCUGGGGGGACAGUGCUUUGGUGUGUUACAUGAUGGCAUUUGGGAAUUAGCUGAGCCAACAGGCCAUGUGGGCUGCUUUGGCCCAAAAAGCCAGAGUUUCUCUGUGGCAUCUGGGAGCACAGUGGCCCGGCCACCUGGCUCGGGCUAUUUCCAAAUUCCAAAAGGUUGGCUUGUGAACCUUAGUCACACUCUUCUGCCCAGAGAGAGCACAUGUACUUGACACACAUAUGCACAUACACACACUAUACACACACACACACACACACACACACACAGGCACACACAGGCACACAGAACUUCAAAAGAAUGUUUUCUUGGUGCCAUUUUAAUUUAAUUUUAUUUUGAAUUUUGGAAGGGGAGUAAAGGAAUGAGGCCAAGGAAGUCACGUAGCUUUAGCUCCAGCCUGGCAGCCUGGAGACUCCUACACCUUGUGUAUCGAACCCCAGGAAAAGGAAGAGGUCGAAACAACACUGCGGAAGGAGCGUGGUUUUGGGAGUUUAUUUUAAGACUGCUAGGAAGGAAACAGGCCCCAUUUUGUAUAUAGUUGCAACUUAAACUUUUUGGCUUGCAAAAUAUUUUUGUAAUAAAGAUUUCUGGGUAACAAUGA
Molecule: messenger RNA, 4294 nt
Organism: Manis pentadactyla (Chinese pangolin)
Lineage: Eukaryota; Metazoa; Chordata; Mammalia; Pholidota; Manidae
Gene: SIRPA
Product: signal regulatory protein alpha
Exons: 9
Coding region: 359-1876 (505 amino acids)
Biological process (GO): positive regulation of phagocytosis; positive regulation of T cell activation
Cellular component (GO): plasma membrane
Source: RefSeq, a predicted model, not a curated record